This is a messenger RNA of Lampris incognitus (smalleye Pacific opah), 933 nucleotides long. Its product is annotated as G-protein coupled receptor 55. The record is from RefSeq and is a predicted model, not a curated record. Gene Ontology annotation, cellular component: membrane. The transcript is spliced from 2 exons. Lineage: Eukaryota; Metazoa; Chordata; Actinopteri; Lampriformes; Lampridae. Bases 1 to 933 code for a protein of 310 amino acids. Gene Ontology annotation, molecular function: G protein-coupled receptor activity. Gene Ontology annotation, biological process: phospholipase C-activating G protein-coupled receptor signaling pathway; positive regulation of Rho protein signal transduction.
AUGACAACCAACUGCUCUUUUGAGGAGGUGGAUCACCUGAUGAAAUACCUGGAGCUGGUGGUUUAUGUGCCCAUCUUCCUCUUUGGUCUGGUUCUUAAUAUUCUGGCUCUGCUGGUAUUCUGUGUCUCUCUUCGCAAAUGGACUGAAUCCACGAUCUACAUGACCAACCUGGCUCUGAUGGACCUGCUCCUCCUCUUCCCUCUGCCCUUCAAAAUGCACGCCACCAACCACCUCUGGCCAGCCCACCUCCAGCUCCUCUGCUCCUUUUCUGAAAGCCUGUACUUUGUUGGGAUCUACGGCAGCAUCUACACUAUCAUGUGUAUUUCCGUGGACCGCUGGUUGGCUAUCAGACACCCGUUCAGAGCCAAGCAGUUGCGCUCCCCUAAAGCAGCAUUUGGGACCUGUGUGAUAGUCUGGGUGGUUGUGGUGGCAGCAAUGUCUCCCAUCUAUGGGUUUCGUGAGGACGUGCAGGGUGAUUUCCACUGCUUCCAUGGCUACUCGGAUAAAGGCUGGAGCCCUGUCAUCAUUUUCUGUGUUGAGGUGUUUGGCUUCCUGGGGCCAGCGCUGGUCCUGGUGUGCUGUUCAGUUCAGACCAUCUGGGCACUAAGGGAGUCUGGCCAGCAGAGCCCCACAAGUAGAGCCUGCGUGAAGAUCAUCUACAGUAGUCUGUGUGCCUUCCUGGUGCCUUUCACCCCGAGUCACCUUGCUAUACUGCUCCAGUUUCUGGUGCGCCAAGGUACAAUCAAGGACUGCGGGGCCCAGACCAGGAUCAGCUUGUUCAUCCAGAUAGCCAUGAGCCUGUCAAACAUCACCUGCUGUCUGGACGCUCUGUGUUACUACUUCAUUGCCGACGAAGUGAGGAGUACCAGACGGAUUUUCAGGAGGCUUUCAUCCAGUCAACGAAAAGCCACGUUCAGCACCUCCGAGGUCUGA